Actinia tenebrosa (Australian red waratah sea anemone) is the source of this 1045-nucleotide messenger RNA. RefSeq lists its product as uncharacterized. The record is from RefSeq and is a predicted model, not a curated record. NCBI's taxonomy places the organism in Eukaryota, Metazoa, Cnidaria, Anthozoa, Actiniaria, Actiniidae. Gene Ontology annotation, molecular function: GTPase activity; GTP binding.
AGCCACUAAAAUCAUACCUUUGAUUUUGCGUACGAAAUUCGAACUUUGAAUAAGAAGCAAAAAUUCCUCCACAUUAUCUUCGCAAAAAUCAAGAACAUCCGAGCAAAAAUGCUCACGAUCACAGCUCUUUUCUUCGCUACAAUUCUUAUUGUAUCUUAUCAAAUGACAUUAGUGGUGUCUUCGACCGACGAAGAACACAAGUGCGAAGGAAAAGGACUUUGUUUGCAAGAUCACAAAGAAAAAUUACCAGUCUCUGGAGUUUAUGAAGAUAAAAGGACCCCUUCAGAUGAAAAGGAAAAUAUAGAAAAAUCAAAGCAGAAAGAAAAGAUUCCAAGACCGAGCCAUUCGGAAAAACAGAGAGAUCAUUUAUGGGGAAAUCCUUUUGAGAAUUUGGACAGACCUGUUCAACUGGUUUAUCCAGAUAAGGGUUCACAUAAAAAACUUGUUUUGCAUGAAGAAAAUAUUAAAUUUCUGCAGUAUAUACAAGAACCAGUAGCAACCGUAGCAGUAGUUGGCAAGUUCCACACUGGCAAAUCCUUUCUGCUUAACCAGCUGAUGGGCAAGAAAGCUGGGUUUGGAGUAGGUCCUUACGUCAGGCCAGAGACAAUGGGAAUAUGGAUGUGGGGAAAGCCAAUCAGGAUGAAGACUAGUGAUGGACAACAAGUUGCACUUAUUUUCCUUGAUACCGAAGGUUUUGCAGCCACCAAUGUGUCGGAAACUUAUGAUGCAAAAGUUUUUGCAGUUGCAACCCUUCUAAGCUCAUUUCUUAUUUACAACUCAGUCAAGAUAAUUGACCAGGGCGACAUUGAUUACCUUGAGCUUUUGGCCAGGCGAACCCAACUUUUUGCUCUCAAGUCCCAAAUGUCUAAAGCCAAAUGGACAGAUGAGUUCAACCAUGAUCUGCUGAAAUUCCCACCAUUGUUAUGGGUUGUUCAAGAUUUUGUUCAGAUGACAGACGAGAAUGAGAAUAACCCAUCCAAGUGGUUACAUCGCCUACUGGCCUCGUCAUCCAAGGAUAGUGAAGAGCAUACUGUCAGUCUUAAGG